Molecule: messenger RNA, 2036 nt
Organism: Sesamum indicum (sesame)
Lineage: Eukaryota; Viridiplantae; Streptophyta; Magnoliopsida; Lamiales; Pedaliaceae
Product: putative amino acid permease 7
Source: RefSeq, a predicted model, not a curated record
AUUAUAUAAUUUCAUCGAGCAUCAGAAGUUUAUUUUUUUGUAAUUUUUUAAUCAACGAAGAUUAUUCGUAAUUACGUCAAACCCAAAAAAUUUGUUUGUAAUUUACCCUUCUUAUUUGUGAUUACUCUUUUCUUGGGAUAUCUUCAGGCAGUAUUCCCUGUUUUAAUGCUGGAGCAACAGCUUAAAUGAGACAAAUUGUCCAAUCUGUUGAUUGAAAUAUGAUCUGUAUGGUUUACUGUGGGACAACCUCAUCUUUUGCUUGCUGUUACUGUCAGAACAUAAGUUUGUCUUUUCAUCUUGCAAUUUAAUUGGUUCUUUCUGGUUUAUAGUGCAACGAAGUGUGCUCAUCAUAGAGGAAAGGAAACAGGAAUCUUAAAAAACAAGACUUGGCUCCACACUGCUGCCAUAAACUGGACCAAAUAUGACCUUAUUUCAUGUUCAAACCAAGUAGUUGCACAGCUUAUGCAUCAGCAAAGUGCAAGAAUAUUUGGUACUAAGACUAAGAAAGUAGUUACUAUGUGUGUUCCUCCGGUUGAGCGAUCAGGAACUGUCUGGACCGCUCUGGCACAUAUUAUUACAGCAGUGAUCGGGUCGGGAGUGUUGUCGUUAGCAUGGAGCGUUUCACGGCUUGGAUGGAUCGCAGGUCCAUUGACCAUGCUGGCGUUUGCCUCGGUUACGCUUACUUCCGCUUUUCUUCUUUGCAGUUGCUACAAAUCUCCUGAUCCCAAUGAUGGUUUUCACAGAAAUGGCUCCUACUUGGAUGCAGUUCAGAGAAUUCUAGGAAAGAAGAGCGCUUGGAUCUGUGGCAUUAUCGUGCGGAUAAACUUCAUCAAGCUAGGCAUUGUCUAUACAAUAACAUCGUCCAUCAGCAUGAGAGCAAUUCAGAGAUCGAACUGUUUCCAUAGAGAAGGCCAUAAAGCUGCUUGCAAAUAUGGAAACGCUUAUUACAUGUUGAUCUUUGGACUUAUUCAAGUGAUUGUGUCCCAAAUACCUGAUUUUCGGAACACUGAGUGGCUUUCAGUCAUCGCGGCAAUCAUGUCCUUCAUGUACUCUUCCAUCGGGGCAGCACUUGGCCUGGCCAAAGUAAUAGAAAAUGGAGAAAUAAAAGGUAGCAUCGGAGGUGUCCCAACUUCUACUGCUGCUCAAAAAGUAUGGUCGAUUUCUCAAGCGCUCGGUGACAUUGCCUUUGCUUUCCCAUUUUCAGUCAUCUUUCUAGAGAUAAUGGAUACGCUGAAGUCCAAUCCACCAGAAAAAGUCACCAUGAAGAAGGCAUCCGUAGUGGCAGUAUGCAUCACGACGUUCUUCUACUUGUGCUGUGGAGGAUUCGGCUAUGCAGCUUUCGGGAAUUCCACUCCAGGGAACCUCCUGACUGGAUUCGGUUUCUAUGAGCCAUACUGGCUGAUUGACUUUGCUAAUGCGUGUGUCGUCCUCCAUCUUGUUGGGGGAUAUCAGUUACCGGUAUUCAGUCAGCCUCUAUAUGCAAAUAUCGAGAAGUUUCUGGCCAAGAAGUUCCCCAACAGUAGAUUUGUGCACAGUGACUUGAAAGGAAUGGCGGGUUUGAGACUGAAUGCCAUGAGGCUGUGCCUACGAACAGCUUACGUCGGGCUCACAACAGGGUUUUCAAUGCUGUUUCCUUACUUUAACCAAGUUGUCGGAGUGGCUGGAGCAAUCAACUUUUGGCCGGUCGUCGUGUAUUUCCCUGUGGAGAUGUACUUGGUGCAGAAAAACAUCGGGCCUUGGACGAGCAAGUCAAUUAUUCUUAGGAUAUAUUGUUUUGCUACCUUGCUUGUGAUCUUGUUCGCCUUCGUUGGCUCGAUUAAAGGUCUGAUGACAGCACGGUUUAGCUGAGAGAUGAAAUUAGUAUACAUUGUGGAGAUUGGAAUUAAAUAGAAAUUGCAUUCACAUAUUUUAUUAAAUGGGAUAUCAGUUGUUUCAGUAAGAACUGCUUAUCCUAGAAAGACCCUCUUGCAGGAAACCUUUGCAAUGCAGGAGGAAAUGAUUAGUUUACAAGGUAAAGGACGAAAACGAGGAUGUUU